CGUAAUCGGCUAUGACAGCUGUGCUGUGCUUUGCAGUCAGUCAACAUGGCGGACGAAAGCGUUCUCGAAGGCGAAGAUGAGAAUAUUUUGUACGAUUUACUCGUUCUUACCGAAUGGCCUCCAGAGACUGACACUCAGCUACGAGGCAACAAGGAACAAAAUACCUCCCUUGUAGCAAAAGCAGUGACAGGGCCAUUUCGCAUCAUCCUGCACUAUUUGUGGUACAGUCCCUCCAGCUCUUCUCUGCCGCUCGGCCUCCUGCGACUGGUGAACAAGCAGAUUGGCUGGCAGCUGGUGCUGGCCAGUAACGGCAAGCUCCUUGCGGUGGUUCAGGACCAAUGUGUGGAGAUCAGAUCUGUGAGAGAUGACUUUGGCUCAGUUAUUGGGAAGUGCCAAGUGCCAAAGGACCCCAACCCCCAAUGGCGGCGGGUGGCGUGGAGCCACGACUGCGCCCUGCUGGCCUUCGCCGACAGCACGGGCACGGUUCGCCUCUUCGACCUUGUGGGCAGCGAGCUGUUUGUCAUCCCCCCGGAACUGAGUUUCCCCGGGGAUUUCAGCAGUGCCGUAGCGGGCCUCAUCUUCCUCGAGUACACGGGCGGCGCUCAAUGGUCGGCCGAGCUGCUGGUCAUCACGUACGGGGGCGGGCUCAAGAGCUACCUGGUCAGUGUGGGCACCAAUCAGAAUUUCCAAAAGAACCACACCUUCAGCUUCUCCACCUACUACUCCCACGGCAUCACCUCAGCUAUCUACCACCCGGGGCACCGGCUACUGCUGGUGGCUGGCUGUGAUUCGGGGUCCGACGGCUCAUCCAAGGCCUCCUCUUGCGGUCUGACGGCGUGGAGGGCGCUGUCCGGCUCGCCUCACUACAAGCAGGUCACCAGCUUCGAGGACGAUGUCAACACGAGCCACAAGCGAGGUUUCUUGCGAAUGCCCAACUUGAGGCUGUUCAGCAGACAAGGAGAUGAAAAGGACGGCGUGUUCCGUAUGAGUCUGAGCCCCGACGGGACGCUGCUGGCUGUCAUUCAUUUCUCGGGUCGCCUGUCCCUCUGGGAUGUCCCCUCGCUUAAGCAGAGAGCGGUGUGGGAGCAGGACCAACAGCCAGGAUUUGAGGAGAUCAAUCCGGAGUGGAAGACAUCACUGGAGAGGAGGAAGAAAAUAAAAGACAAGGAGCAGUACCAGCCGCUGGUGGAUGUCAACUGGUGGAGCGACAGCGUGCUGAUCCUGGCCCGCUGCUCGGGCGCCGUCACCGUGUCGUCCAUCAGGAGCCUCCGCAACCUUCUGGGCAAGUCCUGCGAGUGGUUCGAACCCUCGCCCAGAGUCACGGCCGCACGCCACGGCGGAUUCCUGAGCCUGGAGUGCGAGGUGAAGCUCGCCCAGAAGCGUGUCCGCCUUGAGAGCAACGUGGGCGGCGCGACCGGCGACGACGAGGAGGGCGACGACGGCGGGGACUCGGACUCGGACGACGAAUCCUCCGCCAAGGCUCGCUAUUUUGGCUACAUCAAGCAGGGCCUCUACUACGUGACGGAGAUGGAACGCUUCGCGCCGCCUCGCAAGCGCCCCCGCACCAUUGUUAAGAACUACCGGCUGGUUAGUCUCAGGUCCACCACGCCCGAGGAGCUCUACCAGAGAAAGAUCGACAACGAAGAAUACGGUGAGGCCUUGUCUCUCGCCCAUGCUUAUAAUCUGGACUCAGAUCUUGUCUACCAGAGACAAUGGAGGAAGAGCACAGUCAGCAUCGCCUCCAUACAAGAUUAUCUUAGCAAGAUCCGCAAGCGCUCGUGGGUCCUGCACGAGUGCGUGGAGCGCGUCCCGGAGAACGUGGACGCGGCCAAGGAGCUGCUGCAGUACGGGCUGAAGGGCACUGAUCUGGAGGCGCUCAUCGCCAUCGGCAACAGAGAGGACGGGGGCAGGUUCAUCAUGCCGGGCGAUGUGGACCUGGACGACCUUCCCUAUGAGGACCUGUCAGAUGAGGAGGAGGCGGAGAUGCAGACGGAGAAGGAGAGCAGGAGGAAGCGAGAGCUGCUAGACAAGGUCGACUUCAGCAGACUGACGCUGGAGCAGAAGGAGUUGUGUCGGAGCCGACUGAAGCUGCUGUCGUACUUGGACAGGCUGGCAACGUACGAGGAGAUACUCGGAGGUCCCCACGCCGCCGAGCAGAAAUACGACGCCGAGUUCUUCAAGAAGUUCCGUAGUCAGAAUAUCAUUUUGUCGGCACGGAACUACGCCAGGGAGAGUAACGUGCAGGCCCUGGACAUCCUCUUCACGUAUCACGGGGCAGAGCUGCUCGAACAUCGACUCGCCAUCCUUUCCAACUUCCCGGAGACCACCUCCCCGCACGAGUACACCACCUUGCUGCCUGAGGUCUGCGUGGACGAGCGAGGCGAGCAGGCGCUGAUGGCCUGGGACGAGCAGCGGCACCGACAGACCGACUGGUGCGAGGCGGACCAGUGCAGGGCCGUGUUGGAACAGAACCCGUUUGACGAUGACGCCUUCCUGUACGAGGACGCUCCGGAUCUGCUGCGCUUCCGCUCGCAGACGCCUUCCGUGCGGCUCUUGGCCGACUGGUACUGCAGCCGAGCGCGGGAUAUAGAAGCCUGCUCCCGACAGGUGGACUGUGCGCUGUCGUUGGUGCGUCUGGGGACAGAGCGUGCCGUCCCCGGGCUGGACCUGCUUUGCAGCGACCUGGUGACGCUAGAGACGCUCGUCUACGAGACGCUGGGCGAGAUCAACCUGACCCUACGAGACCUGCAGCAGCUCGCCGACAUCGACAAGCUUCGCCUGCUCAUGAAAAACCAGUCCUGCAAGGAACGCUACGUGAAAGACGCCUUCCAGUGGAUGGUGCCCUUUCUGCACCGCUGCGAGGGACAGAAGGAGGGCGCCGCCGAGCGUCUGCUGCGGGACUUCCUGGUGGGAUUGGCCUGCAGCGACCUGGCCUUCCCGCUCCUCAUCUUCCAGCACUCCAAACCUGACUGUGCGCAGAAAGUGAUCGGGGACCCCGACCAGCUGAUGGCGGUGGCGCUGGAGUGCAUCUAUUGCAGCGAGAGAGACGACCAGCUCAGCCUGUGCUACGACAUCCUGGAGUGUCUGCCUCAGAGGGGCUUCGGGCCAGAGACGGACAUCACAUCAUCUCUGCACGAUCGGGUGGACAAACUGGAGAAGCACCUCAGCGUGGCCGAGGUUCUGGAGAAACACGGCCUGCAGAAGCCCGUUUCGUACGUCAGGAACAGUCAGAAUACCCCAGAGGAAGCCCACCAGCUCAUGGUCAAGCUGUGCCGACACACCGGACGCAAGAAGCCUGCAGUGGGCGAGUCCAUGUGGAGGGGUCUGCUGCAGGAUCUGCUGGACAUGCAGCAGAAUGUCUACACGUGUCUGAAAGCACACACAUGCCACCAGAUCUUUGUCGAGUCCCUGCUGUGCUCCAGCCGGCUGGAGAACGUGCGUCUGGCGGGACAGCUGAUGCACUGUUCCACGAUCAGCCGGGAAGAUUCUGUCGGUGGGCCGUCGCGUGGGAAGGGCUCCGCCGUCAAGGUGGCGUACGACAGCAGCGUGGAGUUGGUGCUGGCCGCCGCCAGGGAGUACUUCAACUCCUCCACCACGCUCACAGACCCCUGCAUGGGACUGGCCAGGGCUUGUCUGCAGCUGAUCAGUGACUGCCCGCCGGCCGUUCAAGAGGAGCUUGACCUCAUCGACGCCCUUAGCCUGCUGCAUGACUUUGGCGUCAACAUCCUGCCGCUACAAGUGCGUCUGCGCUCCGACCGGCUGUCUCUGGUAAACGAGUGCGUCACCCACUGCGCCACAGCCUACAAACAGUCCACCACUCUGCUCAGUGUGGCGUCUCUUCUGCGAGUGGCAGGGGAUGACGAGGCCACCCGCAAAGGCCAAGUGUUGACCCUGCUCGCUGAACAAGCCCUCCAGUGUCUGGACUUCAAGGCUUCUUACAUCCACUGUCAGGAUCUCAUGGCUGCAGGUUACAGUCCGGCUUGGGAUGUUUGCAGUCUGCUGGGCCAAUGCGAAGGCUUCACUGACCUGGAAGCCAGACAGCAGCUGCUGGCCUUUUCGCUCACACACUGUCCGCCCGACAACAUCCACGUGCUGCUGGCCGCCUCCAGCGACCUGCAGACUCAGGUGUUGUACCAGGCAGUCAACUACCAAAUGGAGCCUGAGAUUGCAGAGGGUGCGAGAGAAGCUGAUGAGAGCAACUCAUCCAAGGCGGCGGGUCCCCAUGCGGUGACGGCAGGGGAGCUGCUCCACAGGACGACGGCCAAGACCAUGGAGGUCCUGGCCACGACAGGUCUGACCACCAAGGCCGUGCUGAACGCAGUGAGCGAUCACCGCUGGUGGAAGCAGUCGCUCAACUACCUGCGCCCACUGCACGGUCAAGAUGAGGCCAGUGAGGAGCGCUCGAGUGAGAAUUCCAAACUGGAACGUCAAGGAUGUUGCUCUUUCUAUCAAGAGCUCAUUGACCUUCCCUAUGUCGACCCGAGUCAAGACGUGUAUUCGUCCUACAAGGACGUACCCCCCGAGAACUUUGCCGAGGUGUUGCUCAGGACCGGCAAACUGGCCGAGGCCAAAACAGAAGGGACCACUUUGUUUCCUGCAACAGAAGUGUUGCUGCAGCUGGCCAACGACGCUUUUCCCAGGGACACCACGCUGGCGCUGUCCUACUUGCUGGCGCUGCCCCAGGUCCUGGAUGCCAACCGGUGCUUUGAGCAGCAGUGCCACUCGGCCUUGUCCCUCCAGCUGGCCGCUUACUAUUAUUCGCUACACAUCUACAGCCGCCUGCAACCUUGCUUCAAGGACAAGAAGCACACGCUCUACCAGGCUGACCCAAAGGAGCUUAUCCGACUGGUCACCCAGCACGUGUCGGCCUACUCGGGCUGGCCCGAAGAUCUGCAGAAAUUGAUUGUGCAGUUGCAGACGUACAAUGAGCGAUUGAGCGACUACACGCAGGCGCAAGUGCUGCAGGGUCUGGGCCGUGGCGUUGACGUGCAGCGCUUCAGCUCCGACCCUGAUUACAAGAAGGAGACCAUCCUCGGCUUGGCUGAGACCCUGGACGACGGCGUGUAUGGCAUCUCGUUGUCACUGGCUAAACGCUACCGUGUUCCUCUGUGGGAGGUCCACAUGACUCAUCUGGAGUUCCUUUUUACAGACAGCGGUCUGUCCACCAAGGACAUCGAAUCCCGCAGCGAGUCACUGGGCCUGUUGGCCACGCUGAAGAGCGACCCGCAGAGCUUUUACGGCCACAUGAGCAAGUACGUGCUGCCCAGCGUGGAGGGCAGCGACCUGAGCCGGCUGCUCUACUACUACACACUGCUGGACGCCGCCGGCUGCCGGCCAUACAUGGCCGCCGUCGCCAUCACGCCAGACAGCCACAUCAAGUUGCUCAAGAAGCUCCGUGCUGUGGCCAGCGGCUUAAACUACCGCCACCUCACGGACGAAUCCCGGGACCCGCUGGCCGCUCUCGAACCGGUCCUGACCAGUCAGAACGUGUUGUCCAUCUCUAAACUGGCCCAUCUGCUGCCGAGGCCUGGCGGCAAUGGCCAGGGGGCGACAUUGUCCGCCAGUGCGAUCCACGCCACCUGGCUGCGCAAUUUGUUCUGGAAGGGCGACGCCCAGCUGCUCAAGAGCCCGCCUCUCAACGAACAGGACUACCUGCACGCGUACGACACCUGCGCCAAGUACCUGGACAGGCUGCUUCCUGUCCACGCCGUCCACUUCCUGGAUGAUAUCACCUUCUCCACUGAGGCCAUCACGCAUCUCAGCAUCCAGGCGCGCUCCGAGGUGCUCCGGCGAGCCACCAACACACUGCGGCUGCUGGCUGAAAAGAGCAAGAAGCGAGGAGGGCGAGCGACAGCCAGCGCUGAGGCGACCAGCGAGCGGGAAGACGCGGAAGAGGCCGCGAUGACUUUGGACGACGCCCUGGCCCACCUGCACCAGUCGCAGGCCCACUUGGAGACGCUGAGUCAUGACUUCAUCACGUCGCUGCGAGACAGCCCACAGGAACAGCUGCGGGGCUACAGCCGACUUUACGAUCUGUCCCGCUCCGAGAGGUCCAAGGUCCACGAACUGGCAGUCACCAUGGCGACCGACGGCCAGCCUCUCCAGAGUAUCCGCCAGCUCCUGCACAUCGCCUUGGGACAGCAAGACCUGUCGGUCAAAAGUGUGCUGCAGGACGCCGUGGCUAGAGUUGUCACUGUGCUCAGCGGCGACCCCGACAUCCUGACAAAACACACAGCAGCCCUCGACGUGCUCAAGGCCAUGGCGAUGGCUGUGCACAGCAGUGUACAGGAGGGUGACAGCAUGGUGAGCUCUGACGACCUGCUGGCCUGGCUGCGACCGUUCUGCGGCGACCCGUCGCUCCCGGUGCGUCCUCGAAUCGCCGUGCUGCAGAUCCUUGAGAGUAACUUCAGCAUGUGCGACGCUGAUGUGCGUCUCCUGCUGCUCUACAGGACGCAAGCUGUCCUCAAACACACCGAGGUGCAGAUAGAAGACGUGGAGAACGAAGACAAGCGCAACAGCCUAUUCCUGCAGCUUUUGGAGGCGGCGCGCCAGUGGGAGGACUUCCAGACGCUCAUUUUGCUCCUGCAAGCUUGGCCGCCCUUCAUGCAAGAUGUGGCCACGUCCGAGCGUAACCCCUGGGUUCUGCUGACUUCAGCCAUGCUGACCCGCUGCCAGGGGCCCGAGGUGGAGGUGGAGGUGGACCUGGGUCAGCAGGUGUUGACCAUGAUCCGAGCCCUGUACAACACCAAGCACAAGCUCCCGGCAGAGUGCGUCCGAAGUGUGGCCGAAAUGCUGCUGCCCAGCUUCCAGCAGCCCGCGCUCAAGCUGAUGGCUGAAAGCGGCGACGCCGAGCUGCUGCAACUAACUCUGGAUCAAGUCAACGGCAUGACCACAGAGGCGGCGGCGGCAAUUUGUGAUGACGAACUGCUCUCUCUUCUGCUGGACACCGGGCUGCUGGUUGGCUGCUCGUCCUCAGCCGCCUACCCGCUGCUCCACGCGCACAUGCUAGCGUGCCGUCGGGACGCGGACGAGGCCGCCGGCCAGCUGCUGGCGGCGGGCCGUGGGGCCGAGGCCGGCUCCCUGCUGUUGGCCCACCGCGGUGCGCAUCCGGCACACUUCACCUUCAACUCGGCCCUCGCCGUCCUCAAGAAGUGGUUGUGAGGUGGGGCGGUACACUACCAUCGACUUUUUUUCAGGCACGUUGGGAGCUACAAAAUAUCAAUGGAAAAAAAAAGGAUUUAAGAGCAAAUUGGACAAAAGCUUGGCGAGAAUUCAAAUCUGGUUUCAAAUCAUGUAAAAAUAUCUCACCUUGGUCUUAAGUAAAUUUCUGCCUGAAUGAUGCUACAAAAUACUGUUCGCAAAAUAAAUACUGUGCAGAAAACAAAAAUGUGCUUUCAAAUUCUUAGAUGAUGACAUGUAACAAAAAGGCCAACUGCAUUGCGGGAAAAAAAAAUUAUGAAACAUAUUUAACGGUAUUCUCGGACAGAUAGCAGCCAUGAAGAAAGCCAGAAGACUAACAAGUGGCCGAUUAAGGAAACGACGGUUGCGCGUGAUAAGCCUCCCCAAAUGGUGUUAAGGUUUGUGUAAAGUCCUUCUAAAUUCUGGGGAAAGCUUGCUCACAUUUUUUUUAAAACGUAGUAAAAUGUGUAAUUUUCUCUCACCACAACAAAUAAA
Molecule: messenger RNA, 7674 nt
Organism: Hippocampus comes (tiger tail seahorse)
Lineage: Eukaryota; Metazoa; Chordata; Actinopteri; Syngnathiformes; Syngnathidae
Gene: nbas
Product: NBAS subunit of NRZ tethering complex
Exons: 54
Coding region: 46-7161 (2371 amino acids)
Biological process (GO): retrograde vesicle-mediated transport, Golgi to endoplasmic reticulum
Cellular component (GO): Dsl1/NZR complex
Molecular function (GO): SNARE binding
Source: RefSeq, a predicted model, not a curated record